This is a messenger RNA of Colletotrichum karsti, 1197 nucleotides long. RefSeq lists its product as uncharacterized. Lineage: Eukaryota; Fungi; Ascomycota; Sordariomycetes; Glomerellales; Glomerellaceae. The transcript has 4 exons. Bases 1 to 1197 code for a protein of 398 amino acids. The record is from RefSeq and is a predicted model, not a curated record.
AUGUCGCCUACUCAAGUCAUGACCAGGCCUUGCCGCUCCCCUUUCCAGUUGGAUGGAGCAUCGGAAACGUACUUUGCGAGGUACCCCGGAUCAGCCCCUCUUCCAUCUCCUUCAGUCGAGCCUCUCCCGACUAAGGAGGAGCUUCUCGAGCUUUGCGACUCAGUCCGAACAUGCCUCAGCCGUGAGAGGAGCCUGGGGCCCGACGCAGACAAGAUCCAGAGCCUCCUCGAGAGAGCUCUCAAGGACGAGUUGCGCCACACACCGUCCCUCGACUUCGAGACUCUCCAGUAUGCGCGCCUCGACAAGCUCCUGUCCGACAUCCUCGACCCCGCCCACCGUCCAUCGCCGAUCCCCCUCCGCUUCCGCGCCGACAUGGCCGUCGCCGAGAGCCUGCAGAAGAUGUGGCGCACCCGCUUCCGCGAUCAGUACUUCUCCAUCGACCAAGUCCGCCAACGCAGCCUGUCCGUCGGCGGCGAGAUGCGCGACAUCAGCUUUACGCCCGAGGGGCAGGAUCCCCUCGAAUCGUGGACUGUCCAGUACAGCUGUCGCGAACCCGUCUCGGAGCUAGAGGGAAACCAGAAGUUCGAACCUGGCCACUGGUGGCUGAACCUUGCUUGCGCCCACCGCGAUGGCAUCAUCGGCACCGCAAUCGAGAAGCCCACCAAGGGCAAGUACGGCGUCACCGCCCUGCCCCUCCUCACCGGCCGCGAGGAGCACGUCCGCGGCAACCUCUACCGAUACGUCCGCGAGGGCCGCCUCUCCGACAUGCACGUCUCCCUCCUUACCCAGGUCGGCACGCAGAUCCGCAUCCUCAGGGGCUACCGCCUCAAGAGCGUCAUCGCUCCUCAGGCCGGCGUGCGCUACGAUGGACUUUACAUCAUCCGCCAAUAUGGCAACAAGCUGGAUGCUACCACCGACAAGUACCGUCUCGAGCUUCUGAUCGAGCGCGUCGAUGGACAGAAGUCUUUCGAUGCGGUACAGCAGGUGCCCCGCCCGUCGCAGAUGGACGACUGGCAGACGUUUAAGAAGGUCGAGGCCGAGACCAUUCGCCAGCGAAAGGGCGAUGACGGUCUUCUCGACUUCAAGCUGCUCAAGGAGGAGGAGCGUAUCGACCGCGAGCACUGGAGGCGUGCGAGCGAGUUCAAGGCUUCGCUUGGCCAGGAGGGUUGUGGAUUGGGACUAAUCAUGUCCGCUUGA